AUGGGCAACGACUUGGAUCAGCAUGACUCGAGCUCGAAGGAGGAUCAAGACACUCACAGCCUGCGAAGAGGGGGCAACGACUUAGAUCAGCAUGACUCGAGGUCGAAGGAUGAUCAAGACACUCACACCCUGCGAAGCGUGGGCAACGACUUAAAUCAGCAUGGCUCGAGGUCGAAGGAGGAUCAAGACACUCACAGUCUGCGAAGAGGGGGCAACAACUUGGAUCAGCAUGGCUCGAGCCCGAAGGAGCAUCAAGACACUCACCACCUGCGUAGAGUGGGCAAUGACUUGGAUCAGCAUGGCUCGAGCUCGAAGGAGGAUCAAGACACUCACAGCCUCCUGCGAAGAGUCGGCAACGACUUGGAUCAGCAUGCCUCGAGCUCGAAGGAGGAUCAAGACACUCACGUCCUGCGAAGAGUGGGCAACGACUUGGAUCAGCAUGGCUCGAGCUCGAUGGAGGAUCAAGACACUCACGUACUGCGAAGAGUCGGCAACAACUUAGAUCAGCAUGUCUCGAGCUCGAAGGAGGAUCAAGACACUCACACCCUGCGAAGAGUCGGCAACGACUUGGAUCAGCAUGGCUUGAAGGAGGAUCAAGACACUCACACCCUGCGAAGAGUGGGCAACGACUUAAAUCAGCAUGGCUCGAGGUCGAAGGAGGAUCAAGACACUUACACCCUGCGAAGAGUGGGCAACGACUAG
Suillus clintonianus is the source of this 702-nucleotide messenger RNA. RefSeq lists its product as uncharacterized. The record is from RefSeq and is a predicted model, not a curated record. Lineage: Eukaryota; Fungi; Basidiomycota; Agaricomycetes; Boletales; Suillaceae. The coding region runs from base 1 to 702 and encodes 233 amino acids. The transcript has 2 exons.